Acanthosepion pharaonis is the source of this 759-nucleotide messenger RNA. The record is from the annotation of a GenBank genome assembly. Lineage: Eukaryota; Metazoa; Mollusca; Cephalopoda; Sepiida; Sepiidae.
AUGAUCUAUCUCCACAGGUUCAACUCUCUCUCUCACUCUCUCUCUGUCUGUCUGUCUGUCUGUCUGUCUCUCUCUCUAGUCAUACAAAAGUGCAUCAAUAAUCUACGUAUAUGUGGAUCUAUCUAUCUAUCUAUCUAUCUAUCUAUCUAUCUAUCUAUCUAUCUAUCUAUCUAUCUAUCUUGUCCAAGCAUAUAUGAAUCUAUUUAUCUCAGUCUAUGGGUGUUUGGGCGUGCUUUGCUGCCUCUUUUGUUGGUCGACAUUGGAUGGAAUUUCAAUCCACUUCCGGUUCCGGGUCUUUCUUCUUUAAAUGUCCGCUUCGAUUCGCAUAUACACAAAUGUCUAUCUAUCUAUCUAUCUAUCUAUCUAUCUAUCUAUCUAUCUAUCUAUCUAUCUAUCUAUCUAUCUAUCUAUCUCAGUUUGUCCAUUAUCUAUCUAUCUAUCUAUCUAUCUAUCUAUCUAAGAAAAAUUUUCUGCUUGACCAAACCAAGAAAAUUUUUACUUUACUUGUUUUGUUUGUUUGAUUUAUUUAUUCUUUCUUUCUUUCUUUCUUUCUUUCUUUCUUUCUUUCUUUCUUUCUUUCUUUUCUCUUUCUUUAUUUCUUAUAUAAUACAUUUUCCUUCAUUCCUUCUUUCUUUCUUAUAUAGUACACUUUUUCAUUCUUUCUUAUAUAAUCCAUUUUCUUUCUUUCUUUCUUUCUUUUAUAGUACGUUUACAAGCUUUCUUUCUUAUGUAAGUUAUCUUUCUUUCUUUCUUCUGUAA